CCCACUCUCCCUUGUUCUCUUUCUUUCUGUUAUUCCUUCCACCUUUCUUUUCCUUCCUUUCUUUCUUAGUUUUAAGAAAACACCAGUAUAUCCUCCCCUGGCUAUUUCCUUGUUGGAAUAGCAGCUAAUGUCAUCAGAAGAUAUGAAUCUCUCCAUAAAUGGCCAGUCUCAGGUUCCUCCUGGUUUUCGAUUUCAUCCCACCGAAGAGGAGCUUCUUCACUACUACCUCAGGAAGAAAGUUGCCUAUGAAAAAAUUGACCUUGAUGUUAUUCGCGAAGUUGAUCUUAACAAGCUUGAGCCAUGGGAUAUACAAGAGAAAUGCAAAAUAGGAUCCACUCCUCAGAAUGAUUGGUACUUCUUCAGUCACAAGGACAAGAAGUAUCCUACCGGAACCAGAACUAACCGGGCAACAGCAGCUGGAUUUUGGAAGGCGACCGGCCGUGAUAAGAUCAUCUAUAGCGGCGUCAGAAGAAUUGGAUUAAGGAAGACUUUGGUGUUCUAUAAAGGAAGAGCUCCACAUGGACAAAAAUCAGAUUGGAUUAUGCAUGAAUACAGGCUUGAUGAUAACACCAGUGACACUAAUGUACCAAACUCGAUGGGAGAUUCAAUGCCAGAAGAUGGCUGGGUGGUUUGCCGAGUCUUCAGAAAGAAGAAUUAUCAGAAAACCCUAGAAAGUCCUAAAAGCUCAUCACCUUUCACUUCCAUAGAUUCAAAGAUGCUUUGCUCAGAUAAUGAUGGGGUUCUGGAUCAAAUUCUUCAUUACAUGGGAAGGACUUGCAAAACAGAAAACGAAUCGUUUAGCAACAUGAACAUCUCCAACAGCACCAACAUGCGAAUGCUUGCCCCCAGUGGGGAAGGAACAGGGGAAGGGUUGCACGAAAGAUUCAUGCACCUCCCACGGCUGGAGAGCCCCACUCUUCCUUGUCUUCCCUGCUACCAAUCCAUCGACGAGAUGCUGCCAGAGACAGAACCACUGUCUUCCGUUAACCAAGGCGGUGGCUGCCAUGCUGCUUCAGGUCAUAACAACAAGACCAAAAGUACUGGUCUUAAUGACUGGGUCGCUCUUGACAGGCUGGUGGCAUCCCAACUUAAUGGCACUAAUGAAGUAGAGACACUGAAGCAACUGCCCUGUUUUGGCUACCCAAAUGCGGUUUUCAGUCCUUGUCAUGAAGACGAUGUACAUUUAUCUCACCUAAAUUUGCACAGAUCAAAUCCAACCGCCCAAGUCUAUAGCAGUGAGAAUGAUCUAUGGAGUUUCCCCAAGUCAUCACCAUCACCAUCAUCAUCAUCGGAUCCAUUAUGCCAUUUGUCGGUAUAACUGAACUACGAUCGGAACACAUCAUGAUCAUACAUAAGCUCUGAAGUCUAGGUAUAUGCCGUCAGAUAUAGGCAAAUCACAUACAUAACUAUACAUGUAAUGCAUAAAUAAAUGAGGGUCGAAAUAUGAGUGGGGGUGGCAUGCAUUGACAAGCAUUAUAUACAUUAAAGUUUAUUCGUAUAUACCUGUGUUUGAUCUUUUCACAUUUUGUUACAUGUAAUCAUGUGGAUGAGGCUUAGGGUCUUGCCCUAAUUCGUUAAGUAUCUUGAAAAAGCUUGACAUGAUAAUUAUGGCAGUAUGCUGACUUUGGAAAGGUGAAAUCCAUUUGGUUGGAUAGCAUUGGUAAAGAAAUCAAUCUGUUAUGGUGGUGUUGAGGAAAAGAUUGAAACGCACCUAAUGUACGUGCCUGUAAAGAUAGAAGAAAGGUAACCACCUUUUAGACAUUAGAUAAAGAUAUUACACACCAAUGUGGAAGACCAACUGUAGCACUUUUGUCUUGUCCUAGCACCACCCCGUGUUGGUGGGAACUUGAUCGCACACUUUUUCUUUCUUUCUAUCUUUUUUUCUUUAUAAUUCGUUAGAAAUAAGAGAAAAUAAUGGAA
This is a messenger RNA of Rubroshorea leprosula, 1920 nucleotides long. The record is from the annotation of a GenBank genome assembly. NCBI's taxonomy places the organism in Eukaryota, Viridiplantae, Streptophyta, Magnoliopsida, Malvales, Dipterocarpaceae.